Messenger RNA from Capsella rubella, 1274 nucleotides. RefSeq lists its product as uncharacterized. The record is from RefSeq and is a predicted model, not a curated record. Gene Ontology annotation, biological process: regulation of cell cycle. NCBI's taxonomy places the organism in Eukaryota, Viridiplantae, Streptophyta, Magnoliopsida, Brassicales, Brassicaceae. The transcript has 4 exons. Gene Ontology annotation, cellular component: nucleus. Bases 133 to 1209 code for a protein of 358 amino acids.
GUUAUAGAAGGAUUACAUAAAACGGCGCCGUUACAAGUGUUGUUGAAGAGUACAAAAAUCCCUAACGUAGAGGAAACGAGAACUUUAAAGUUAAGGACUUACGAGUACGACUAGAGGCGAAGGAAGACGAAGAUGGCGAAACCAAAGAGAGACGAAUUGAAACAAAUCCUUGUUGGUUAUCACAACACCGUCAACGAUACUCUUCAGUUGUUCGAGCAGAAGCUGUGUCUUACACAAGACACAUUAAGCUGGAACGAUGUCCUUGAGAUUUCUGAUCACCUCUCCAAACAAGCCACCAUAGUGGGAAUGCUAUGGACUGGAGAACCUCCACAAGCUGAAGCACUGAAAGAAGCUAUGGAGUCAUACUUCAAUGCUCUUCAAGGAUUUUUGCUGCAUUGUCAUGGAAGCAUGGCUGGUGCUGGGACUACACUUUUUUCAUCCAUACAAGCCUCUGUGAAACAAAUUGUUGGUACCAGCUUUAGAUUGUUGCAGGGUUCUGUCUCUCUAUACGAAGGAGAAUAUGAGAAAGGCAGGAAGCCGUCGAUUCCGCAGCUUGCAGGAGCAGUGUGGGAAGCAUGCUCCAAUUUGAAGAAGGUGCCUGCAACAAACAUCAAAGCUAUUGGAAAGGCGAUGACGCAGGUCACUGUUUCCAUGAAAGAUGUUCUUAGGGAAAUGAAAGAACUGAAGCCAGCUUGUUUUUCACCCGAGCCUGAUGAUGCUUAUGCAAACCCCGAAACCGAAACUCCAAACUCAGAUGAAGAUGAUCUAGGCGAUGACUUGACUCCUGCAGAAUUUGAGGUUUCUGAAAUGGUAGCUGAUAUCGUAUCCGAGGCACUUGUGGUUAUAAAAGAGCUUAUCCGUGCUAUCACAGGCAUGAUCAAGCUGGAGAAUCCAAAGGAUGACGGUGCGUUUGUGGCCACGCUUGAGAACUUACUGAAGUUGUGUCAAGAUUUUGGAGUACAGAUUGACGAGCUUGGAGCCUGCGUUUACCCGCCACAAGAGUUGAGUCUCAUGAAACAAACAUUGGGAAGAAUAAGGGAAAAUAUUGGUGAGAUUGAGGCUGAUGUUAAGGGUUUUAAGAAUUCUUCAUCUGGAGCUUUAUUAGGAACUUGCAGAAGGCUGCAGAGUUCAAUUGAAAAUAUGGAAACCGAGCUGGACAAAAGAGUUGAUGCUGAAGUAGUUGGCAAAAUGCAGAAUGUUACUCUUUAGUACCUAGACAUGUUUGGAUUUAAUUUCUUACUUCUUAACUUUUAGUGUUCAGGACGUGGUUUUAG